Messenger RNA from Penicillium paradoxum, 2235 nucleotides. RefSeq names its product TRAPP III-specific subunit 85 family protein. Gene Ontology annotation, cellular component: cytoplasmic vesicle; phagophore assembly site; TRAPPIII protein complex. Lineage: Eukaryota; Fungi; Ascomycota; Eurotiomycetes; Eurotiales; Aspergillaceae. The transcript has 2 exons. The coding region runs from base 1 to 2235 and encodes 744 amino acids. The record is from RefSeq and is a predicted model, not a curated record. Gene Ontology annotation, biological process: protein localization to phagophore assembly site; endoplasmic reticulum to Golgi vesicle-mediated transport.
AUGACAUCGCCUGGAGAUGCUGCUCCGGUCAAACCUCCGCCGUCCUUCUCCCCCGGCGUUGCGCGAGUCGCAUCCACAUCACCAUCACGAUACCCCGGGGAGCAUGAAUCAACUCAAUCCUUAGAUGUCGAACUGUCAGAAUCCCAAGCAGUCAUAUCUCCGACCCCGCUCUCAGCCACGAUCGCCGACUUGCCAAUACGGUCUAGCUCGACGCACUCGCGAUCUGGGAGAUCUUCCACCCCACAAAUAGCACGGUCAUCAAUCGGUUCGCCGUUCGAUGGGAGAUCUGAUGGCUCAGAAGAUAUAAGAUCAUUAAUUAUCCGGUCAUUCUCACCCACCAUCGCAGUUCAUGCCUCCGAUGAUACCGAUUCUUUGGUGAGGAAUAAGGGGUUCAAGGGGGGCUUUUGGGAGCUGAUCCGGCCCUUUGGAGAGACAGUUUCCGGCAAGGUGGUUAUUCGUGACAGUAUCGGCUCAAGCCGUGCCUGGGAGGACUAUGGUGUGCGCUUUGUUGAUUUCAGAGGGAUCGGCAGGGCUUCGGCUGGUCGAGACUCUGGGUCCCUGGCGCAAAUCGAAGAAGUGUUGGCCAAGCAGUUGGACUCUUCAGAGGGUAUGUUACGUGGAUCAGUAUCGGCGAAAGAUUUACUGGGAUUGCCUGCAACAACUCCUUUAUGCAAAUCAUUCUUGCAGCAACUUCUCUCUUUGUCAACCGCAGCACCCCAUGAAACUUUUGGCCACCCGGUAGCCAAUGUAAUAGCUAUCAGUUCGCGCAAUCCGGCCCCCUUGGAGACACUCCGGCAACUUUACGCUGAUGGUACAACUGGGGCCAAACACUUACCCGGCUGGGUUAACCAGGAGUAUCUCCGUUAUUACGUUUUGGUUCAUGACGAAGAAAGAGACGAUAUCACGGAAUCUAUGAGGCUUUAUGAUCAGAUGAAGCGGCACUUUGGCCUACACUGUCAUCUUCUAAGACUGCGAAGUAGCCAGUGUGUGGUGACAGACGAUGAUAGCAUGCAAGUUCCCCAGUGUGAAUGGCUCUCGCCAUCAGAACAUCUGUCGGGAGCGGGCGAAGCAGAAGCCUUGGUUGACCUCGGCACCGAUGGCACACCAUAUCUUUUUGGCUCCGAUGCUACCGCUAUCAGGGCAUUCAUCCGAGAAUUGACGGUGCAAUCCGUGAUUCCAUUCAUGGAAAACAAAGUAGCAGUCUGGAACGACCAGGUCGCAUCUAAAAGGCGUGGCAUUAGUGGCAGAUUCAUGUCGAUGUCUCGUCGAUGGGCUGGCUUCGGUUCAAGCUCGCGUUCAAGUAUUGGAGGUUCGUCGGGUGGCAUUAGCGGCAACUACGAUUCGACACAAAAUUUUUAUAACCCAGAUUCCCCAGAGGCUGUCUUGCGGAAGAUGGCGGACUUUGCAUUCAUGCUCCGCGACUGGAAACUCGCUGCGUCCACAUAUGAAAUGAUUCGAGCAGAUUUCGGCAACGACAAAGCCUGGAAGUACCAUGCCGCGGCCCACGAAAUGUGUGCUGUUAGCAUGCUCUUGAAUCCACUGGCCACAUCAGCCAAAAUGAAGCUUGAUAGCGUCGACCAAAUGUUCGAGACCGCCUGCUACUCCUAUCUCACGCGUUGUUCAGAUGCGCCAAAUGCGCUUCGUUGUCUAUCCCUAGCGGUCGAACUUCUCAAGUCUCGCGGUGGGUCAGCUACCGAGAGCGCAGCCAAGUGGGCCAUGCGGGUCAUGGACUUUGGUUUGGUAGGCUCAGUGGGUCAGAUCCUUUACACUGAAAGGGUAGCUGCUUGCUACGCUUCAAAGACACCAGUUGGAGCAGCAAAGUGGGGUGGGCGCCGCAGAAAGGCUGGCAUGUGGAGCAUCCUCGCUGCCGACCAAUGGCUCAAAGCUGGCCAACCAACCCUAGCUUCUGCCUGCCUGGAAGAGGCCGAGCGUCUUUAUGCUGAUGUGCUGCAGGCCGAUGGCGAGUUUCCCAUGCCUGAGAUGCAGAAUUUCGUUGAAAAUCUGCGCCAUGCGGUGAGGGUUGAAUAUCUUGAAGCAAGAGGGUUCGAUGCCCGAGAUGAACCGACUAGCGAAGAUCCCUUGGAAACUGAGGAGACUAGCGAGAAGCUCGACUUGCGCCAUCACCGCCGCUCUCUGGUGGGACAUCCUGUCCAGCUGGAUCCUGGGGCCUUGAACACGACGCAGGGAGCUCGGGAUCCUGAGAGUCCACCCAGUGAUGACUUUGAACGAGCUUAG